Owenia fusiformis is the source of this 3203-nucleotide messenger RNA. NCBI's taxonomy places the organism in Eukaryota, Metazoa, Annelida, Polychaeta, Sabellida, Oweniidae. The record is from the annotation of a GenBank genome assembly.
GGAAGAAGGUGUUCCACAUGUGAGCAUUUACCUGUGCAGCAAGUGUACCGUGAUCUUGAUAUGAAAAACGAUGUAUUUCAAAACCAUUGGAUAACAAUUGGAACGCAACAGAGAAUUAGACCAAAUCAAUCUAAUGUGUAUUAAGAUAUAUAUGUAAGACAAAACACAUUACCGAAUGAAAAACUGGCACAGGAUAACCUUUCAGCGCUGAUCAUCGAGAGAUCGGGGUUACCUGGAUAUACACCUCUACAGUUGGUUGCAGCAAGCGUCGAUUCGAGAUGCAAUUACAACAACAUUUAGUGAAAACAAAUUACUGAAAAAAUCGAGCUGAGGAUACUAAGUAUCCCAGAAUACAUAUAUUUCCACAGAUUGAGUUAUAAUUACAGAAGCUUCAAGGGCAUCCGUGUGGUCGUAAAAAACAGUUUCAACUCAUCUAUUCCUGCUGGUAUUGCGAUCAUCAUACAAAGCGAUAACGGUGAUCUGUUGGGGUUAUGUUCAGGUUGAAUUAACAUGUACAUGUGCCUAAAUAUGUAGUGUAUAAGGAGCACCAACGUGGAUUGCAGAUUUUACAAGAACGGUUGAGCUUUUGAAUACCGUUUUUAUUCGCACCCCAAAAGGAUACUUAUGGAAAAACAUAAUAGUUAGGAUAGUUCGAUUGGAAGCUGAUUGCCCAGUUUGAUUGUGUUAAGUGUGAAAUGAGAUUGAGAUUGUGCCGGAAAUAGUUUUCAGCUAGCUUGGAUAAUUUGAUUCAAUACACUUCAUAAAAACAUACAUCAAUUUAUGUCAAUAGUGAUAAUUAUCAAAUUACUUGCGGAUUCAUCAAACUCUCAUAUUUACGGAAUAUUUAUGCACUAAAGCAGUUAUUUAUACCCCUAUUUAAAAUGAUGAUGUUCUACGAAUAAAAUAAUUCGGGGAGAAAUUGAACCAAUACAGAGUGUCUGUAUUAUAUGAGAAAAUAACAAGAAUCGAAUUCCUAAUAUGAAGGACCUCGAGGACGUCCAGGAGAAGACACAGAAUGGCAGAACGAUUGCCAUUCGGUUCCCAAGGAUGGGAAAAUACGAGUUUGUUACUCCGGGAAAGUAUGAAUCUCUGUUGUACCUCGUAGUUUGCACUGGAUCGUGUUUCUUUGGCGUUUGGCACAUGCUAUCUAUAGUGUUUAUAGGAAAUGAACCAUUCCACUAUUGUAAAAUUCCUCCGAAUUCUACAAUAAACGAUACCAUACCUUGGCAAUACAAAAACGACAAAUGGAGCCUGAACCAGUGCGAACGGUUUAAUGGGACGGACAGAAACACAACGUUACCUUGCACAGAAGGAUGGCACUAUGACCCAGAGCCCGGCAAUACAAUUGUCACAGAGUGGGACCUUGUCUGCAAAGACAACUAUCUGGCGGAGACUUCCCAGGCCGUUUUCAAUGUUGGUGUGAUGGUAGGUGCCGUCGUCUUCACGUAUCUCUCUGACCGAUAUGGGCGCAAGUUCAGCUUCAUUCUCGCUGAACUCAUUAUGGUAGUCGUCGGUGUCCUUCUUGCACUGUGUACAAACUAUUACGCCUUCACCGUAAUACGUUUCCUACAAGGCGCGUGUCAACAGGGUAUCAUCUUGCCUGGCUUCAUUCUUGCCUGUGAACUGUUCGUCAGCCGCCAGAGAACUACUGCCGGAAUAGGUGUCCAGCUGUUAUGGGCCCUUGGGAUGAUGCUAAUGGCGGUGUUCGCUUACUUCAUCCGGGAUUGGCACUACUUGCAGUUGGCCUUCAGCCUCCCAGGACUGUUGUGUAUAAGUUUCAUAUGGGUAGUUCCUGAAUCAAUACCAUGGCUAGUCGCCAAUGACCGCAUAACUGAAGCAGAAGCGAUACUCCAUCAUGCUGCUGAAUUCAACGGUACCGAACUGCCUGUCCGACCUCUUCACACCCACGAUGCCCAAGAGGAGCAACUUUUACACAGUGAACAAGAGAAAACGGAGAAAAAAUCCAUCGCCCAAAGAUGUCGUAGCGGCCUACGUCAAACAGGGAGUUCCAUAAGAGAUUGUUUCAGGUGCAAGAAGCAUUCUGAAGAAGGGGUCGAGGAAGUUAAACGAUAUACCAUAGUUGAUGUCUUUCGUCAUCCUAAACUCAGAAUGUACUGCUUAAUUAUGUGCUACCUGUGGUUAGUCAGUAGCUUGGUCUACUACGGUCUGUCCCUCAGCACGUCAGCCUUGGCUGGUAACAUGUACCUCAAUUUCUUUAUUAGCGGGGCUGUUGAGGUGCCAGCAUAUAUUCUUUGUAUCAUACUACUGCAAACGUUUGGAAGGCGAUGGCCGUUAUGUAUUUUCCUGUGUACAUGCGGGGUAGCAUUGAUAGCGUGUGCCUUUACACCAGAUAAAGUAAAUGGGUACGAUUUGGGAUGGCUUUUGAUACUGCUCACGAUGAUAGGCAAGUUUGGAAUAACUGGUUCAUUUGGAACUGUGUUUCUUUAUGCUCCUGAAUUAUACCCGACCAAUAUACGAAAUUCUGGAAUGGGUGUGGCCUCAGUUGCAGCACGUAUAGGGGGUAUUCUUGCCCCAUACUCAGCAUACGUGAUGAAGUUCCUCCCAUGGUUUCCACCUACUUUAUUUGGCGUAAUGUCGAUUGUUGCGGGCCUGCUGACCCUUCUUCUCCCAGAGACUCUCAACAGACCACUCCCACAAAGCAUUGAGGAGGUCGAAAAUUGGAAACGCACAGUAAAUGUAUAAGAACAGACCAGCACUAACAAGAAAUUGCCAAUGAAUGCAACUUGAGCUCACAUGACAUUUAAAAAUGUCAAAAUCAAGUUAAGAGCAAGUCACACUAAAUUACAACAGACAAUUAGUGUGAAAAUAGGUGCAGAUAGAACAUCAUAAUGUGUAUCUUAUGAUCAAAACCGAACCCAUUUUUUCCAUUCUAAUGUUACCCUACUACUACCACUACCAUUUGGCUAAUAUCCCCCAUAUCUUAAUAGUCCUACCAAGUUGAAUUAUUUUAUUUACUAGCAUAUAUCGUAAUGCAUGUAAUUACAUGUUGUAUUAUACAGGAUCAAUAUUGAAUAAACAUUUAUUUAUUAAAAUUAAUAAUCAAAUAGUGUGUCAGAAUUUUCAAAUUCCAAGGUUAAAGUCAAUGCAGCUAAUUAAUCUGUACACGGCGUAUGUUCACAUUGGGAUUAGUAGGGAUAUUACAAUCACAGCGUGUAGUCUAGCAACAAGCUCUCCUCCCAGUA